This is a messenger RNA of Pelmatolapia mariae (spotted tilapia), 3965 nucleotides long. RefSeq lists its product as uncharacterized. Lineage: Eukaryota; Metazoa; Chordata; Actinopteri; Cichliformes; Cichlidae. The record is from RefSeq and is a predicted model, not a curated record. The transcript is spliced from 10 exons. The coding region runs from base 37 to 1809 and encodes 590 amino acids.
CAACUUUUUGAUUAGAAGUGAAAAUCUACAACAGCCAUGUUGUUGGCAGAAGCUGGAUGUAUGUUUCUGGGUUUCAUUCUGUGUCUGUCAGGUGUUCAGGGAAAACCAAACAGCAUCUGUGCCUUGAAAGGUUCAUCAGUGAAUCUGCCCUGCUCACAUCAACAUCCCACUGCAAGAAAUAGCUGGUACACUGGACACGAUACUGUCUCCAAGAUAAUGUUCUCAGUAGAGGAAACACAUGUAAAGUACAGGAUGUCAGCAGGGAGUAAUUUCACUCUAACAAUCAAUAAUCUAACAGAGAGAGAUGCAAAUUUUUACUGUUACAUUAAAACUGCUGACAGAUCAAAGUGCCAACAAAGUGGAAUUCAUCUCCAAGUUACAGAGCUGCAGGUAAAGGUGAUUCCUGCCACAGAGGGACAGACAGUAACACUGAUGUGCAGCAGCAGCUGUCCUCUGACUGAAAAGCCUGCAGCCUACAUCUGGUACAAGAACAGAGAGUUUCUCUAUGAGGACUGGUCUCCCUGGUACCAAGAGCUGCUCAGCAGUGAGGAAGCAGUCACAUACUCCUGUGCUGUCAAAGGCUACGAGGAUCUCAGAGCCCCUGAAGUCUCUGUGGACUCCAUCACAGAGACCUGCUUCAGUGUGACCUAUGCUAAAGGGAGAAUGUGUUCUUCUCAGCAGACAUCAGUGGACGAGUCCUGCUCCAUCACAUAUCCCAGAGAAAUUCAUGUCCAGAGGACUCCUGCUGAACACAGAGGUCACAUCAGACUGACCUGUAACAGCAGCUGUUUUCUGACUGACCCUCUGAUUUCCUUUGUGUGGUAUGAGAACAGAAAGUCUACAGUGAAGGAGGGAAAACAGAUUCAGGUUUCCAUCUCUCAUCCAGACAGUUUGUCUUGUGCUGUAAAAGGUCUUGAGGAUGUGCACUCUGCUGACGUCUGUGGUGGUGAUUCCUGCUGGAGUUUGAAUUAUGUCCACAGCAGAAUCUGUGCUCUCGAAGGAUCUUCAUUCAACAUCUCCAGUAAAUACUCACAUCCUGACUACGAGCAGAUACAGUCUAAAUGUUGGUAUAAAGUCAAGAGAAAUGCUGAGGAGGAAGUCAGAAGGAACCUGACUGAGGAUGCAGAUCAUGUGGAGUAUGAUGACAUCAUGAAGAACCAACACAUCCUCAGAUUAAAGAAGCUGAAGAGAGAUGACUCAGCAGAAUACAGGUUCACAAUCACAACAGAAAAUGAAGAAGUGAUAGAGUCUGAUUUUCCUGGAGUUACUCUGAUUGUCACAGAGCUGAGAGUGAAGAUGAGUCCUUCUGCAGUGGUGACAGAGGGUCAGAGAGUCACACUGACCUGCAGUACCAGCUGUCCUCUGACUGACAACACAAACUACAUUUGGUACUUGAACAGUCGACCUCUGACCUCGAGAGAGAACCAGAACAAACAUCUGAUCCUAGACCCAGUCAGCAGGGAGAAUGCAGGAAGCUACUCCUGUGCUGUGAAAACCAACAAAGAUAUCAGCUCUGCUCCAAAGACUCUCACUGUCCAAAGUAUCACAGGAACAUGGACACCAGCAGCUGCAGGAGUUUCUGCUGCUCUUCUGGUUUUAUUACUUUUCACUGUCUUCUGUUUGAUCAGAAAAAAGAAGCCUUACAGCAAUUUUUCAAAUUGCUGUACAGCAAAUGAAAUAAUGGAGAACUCCACGUAUGAAAGCUUCUCAGCUCAGCUGGCAGAGGAGGAACCUAACUACAGUGAAAUCAACUUGUCCAAGAACAAAACAGAGACUAUUUACUCCACUAUUCAGCCAUUUCAACCAUAAGAGCAGGACCAUCGCCCCUGUGAUGUUGUGGACUUGAGAAACAAGACUGCUCCUGAGCUCAAUGACCAGGCUGUGGACACCUAGAUACUGUACAACACAUCAACCUAAAGAAGAUAAAAUAUAACAACACAUCUGGCUGUACAGGACUUGAGUUAAUCUGUUCAGAUGUUGGCUUUUUUGAAAUUUUUUUUAUGAGUAUUUACAAGUUGUGGGCGCUCUUGACAGCAUUAAUGGAUACGCUUAAAGGAACUGAAACUAAGGCUUAGCAGCUCUUGAUCUUGAGACGCUCGCUCUCAGGUUCUGUCUCACACCAAAUAAGAGGAAGCCUCAAAACCAGUGUUUUUUGUAUGGUGUGUACUAAAAGCAUGAGCUUUUUCACACAUUACAAAAUCUCAGUUAAGUCUUGGAAUUUUCCACUGAAUACAUAACACAUUUGAACCUUUUCCCAAAAAUUUGCCAUUUUAGGAGUUAUUACUUUUUAGUAACAAACUGGGAGUCUUAUUUAACUUAUCAUAACUAUCAUCUACUGUUUUAAUCAAAACUGUUGAUUAGCAGGUAUGCAAGUCAGAGAUGUUUUGCCAGGUUAUGGUUACGUUAUGCAAGCAAGUUACUCUUGUAGACUUUUAGCCAUUGCAGAGACACUAGAGAAGAGAGAGACUGGUCACUCCAAGACUGCAGAGUUUACAGCAGGAUAAAAGGUCAUAGAAACACAACUUCCAGGGGAAAAAAGGGAUGUCCAACUACAGUCCUCGAGAGCUACUGUCCUGCAACUUUUAGACGCAUCCUUGUUCCAACACACCUGAAUCAAAUGAAUGGCUUGUUACCAGGCCUUUGCCAAACUUGAUGGCAUGCUGAAGAGGUAAUCCAAUCAUUUGAUUAAGCUGUGUUGGGAUGCAUCUAAAAGCUGCAGGACAGUGGUCGUGUCCAAAUUCAUAGGCUGCAUCCUCCUGAGGACCCGGCCUUCGAGGUCUACGUGGGCCAGGUCCUCAGAGGGUUGGGUAGGCCGGAUGUAAACGGCUGUGAAAUUGGACAGUCUAGCCUUCAGAUUUGUGUCACUGCUGUCUCGGUGGAGUUUAAUAAACUCAUCUGUCUGCUCCUUGCUAUCUAAAAUAUAACAGGACACUGGCGUAAAUUCUCGACCAUCUCGCACUUCUGUUUAAUGUGUGAUAUCUUGAUAAACCGAGCAGAUAUUUGAAGUUUACACAGCUACAUUCUUGCCUAAAGAUAUGUUAAAAGUUUAUUUUGUUACCCAGAAAGAGUAAUAAGAGUAAUACUAAAAACUUAAUAGCGGCUGCCAUUGUUGAAAACUGGAAUUGGCUGGGCCGCGCUAUGAAUUCUGGGAUAUGGUGGGCCACGAAGGAUACACCCGACCCAUCCUUCAAAUUCGGGGAAAAGGAGGACACAUUUGUCGGCUGCAUUCGAAGGAGUCUACGAAUUUGGUCAGCCUACGUCGCGUCGCUGUGACGUAAUCGGCCUACAAAUGCGGCCUCAGGAGGCUGCAGCCCAUGAAUUUGGACACCCCCAGUAGCUCUCGAGGACUGGAGUUGGACUCGCCUGAUUUAGAGAUUCAUAAAUGACUUCCCAAGUUCCCAGAUACAAUUCUGUCAAGUUUCAAGACUUGCUAGAAGCAUUCUGGAGCAAGCUAAUGAUAACGAAAAUAAAUUCUCAACCAACAUGAAACAUCUGCCAUCAGAUGACAUAUACCCAGUUAAUUAAAUAUUUUAAUAAAAUAUAGUAUUUAGUAAGUAAUUAUUUUUUCAACUUUGCUUUUAUUUAGGCUACAGUUAUAAAUUUUACAUUUUAAUAAGCUGGGGUCCCUGUGAUACCUUGUCUACUUUUAUUGUUACACAUAAUAUGUUUUAUAAUAUCCAAAGGUUCUCAUGUGUUUUCAGUAUUUGCCAUAAUCAUGUGCAUUAUGUUGUUUGUAAUAUAACUACUUUUGAAAAAAUAGGUAAUUUGACAUGCAAAUUAUCAUUACAAUUAAUGUCCAAGCUUUUUCACUUGUGUGUCUACUUCUGUCCUUAUAAAAGUUGAGUUAAAUUACACCUGUGCCCUAAUGUUUUUUGAUGACCGCACUUCUUAAUAAAAUAUAGGAGUGUAGCCUGACUGGGAUUAUUUAACAAAAGACCAAUUUCAAAUAUUAUUCAUACACUCUA